Messenger RNA from Tuber aestivum (summer truffle), 1343 nucleotides. The record is from the annotation of a GenBank genome assembly. Lineage: Eukaryota; Fungi; Ascomycota; Pezizomycetes; Pezizales; Tuberaceae.
ACAAAGAGACCCCUAAACAGCUCUCCCAAAGUCUCAUAAUACGAAAACAUGGCUCGGUCUGUUUCCACAAUAAAAAUCCUCUAGAUUCUGUCAACUAAUUCAACUAACGUUCUGUGUUCAGUGGACCGUAAGACUCCGUCAAAAAACUCUGGAUAUCGUGCUGGAGGGAUGGGCGACCACAGGAGGAGGACUGGAUCCAUUGGGGGAUUUGGCGUGCCAUAUUUUGCAACUUGAGCUUUAGAUGCCAAAGUUCCGCCUUUUCACACCUUUGGAUGCCCUCCAAUUCCCGGAUCGACCAAAUCCUCCCUUGAAUUUCUGUGCGCGGUGAAUAUGAAGCUGAUGCCAAUUUCUAUAACAGAAAGAAGCACUUGAAGAGGCUUAAUGCCCCCUCUCAUUGGCUGCUCGACAAACUCUCUGGGAAAUACGCUCCCAGACCCUCCCCUGGUAUGUUUCGCUUCACUCGUUGAAGUAGUCUCCGGGCUCGUCUUUACUGACGGGUCUUGUCACCAGGCCCUCACAAGUUGAGGGAUUGCAUGCCCCUAGUCGUUUUCAUUAGAAACAGACUUAAGUAUGCCCUUAACAGCAGGUGAGUCCCUCCCUGUUCAAACUUCAAGAAACAUCGUAACAGGAUAAACAGAGAAGUCAAGGCCAUCUUAAUGCAGCGUCUCGUCAAGGUCGAUGGUAAAGUCCGUACUGACCCUACCUUCCCUGCUGGCUUCAUGGACGUUAUCACCAUUGAAAAGACCGGCGAGCGCUUCCGUCUUAUCUACGAUACCAAGGGACGUUUCACCAUCCACCGUAUCACCGAGACCGAGGCUGCAUACAAGCUCGCAAAGGUCAAGCGUGUUCAGCUGGGUGCUAAGGGGAUCCCGUAUCUUGUUACCCAUGACGCCCGCACUAUCCGCUAUCCUGACCCCACCAUCCGUGUCAACGACACUGUCAAGAUUGAUAUUGAGACCGGAAAGAUCACUGAGUUCAUCCGCUUCGAUACCGGCACCAUCGCUAUGGUUACUGGUGGCCGCAACAUGGGUCGUGUUGGUGUUAUCACCCACCGCGAGAGACACGAUGGUGGUUUUGAUAUUGUUCAUAUCAAGGAUGCUAUCGAUAACACCUUCGCUACCCGCCUUAGCAACGUUUUCAUCAUCGGCCAGGACAAACCAUGGAUUUCCCUACCAAAGGGCAAGGGUGUCAAGGUUCGUAUAUAUAUAUCCUAUGCUCUCCCAUGCCGCAUACCGCAUGAACCAUCUGCUAAUCCGACAUUCACAGUUGACCAUCGCUGAGGAGAGGGAUCGUCGCCGUGCUCACGCUCUUUCAUAGAUGUAGUUUCUGUAUGUCUAGGUCAC